Molecule: messenger RNA, 4642 nt
Organism: Meriones unguiculatus (Mongolian gerbil)
Lineage: Eukaryota; Metazoa; Chordata; Mammalia; Rodentia; Muridae
Gene: Pfkfb3
Product: 6-phosphofructo-2-kinase/fructose-2,6-biphosphatase 3
Exons: 18
Coding region: 407-2074 (555 amino acids)
Biological process (GO): fructose 2,6-bisphosphate metabolic process; fructose metabolic process
Cellular component (GO): cytosol
Molecular function (GO): ATP binding; fructose-2,6-bisphosphate 2-phosphatase activity; 6-phosphofructo-2-kinase activity
Source: RefSeq, a predicted model, not a curated record
CCGGUCAGAUCUUAAAAGGCUGGGCAGUGCGUGUGGCAUCCCGAUAGAAGAGAAGACGAGCAAGUGGCGUUGCUGGUUGGCGGGAGCGUGCCUGUCACUGCGCUGGAGCAUCCCCGAGCUAGCUUCUGAAAAGAGCCGACCCAGCCAGCAGAGCACGCAGCCGCAAGUCCGCGCCGAUCUCCUCGGUCUCGUGUCUCCGUUCAGGCGACCCUCCGAGACUUCGCACAAAGCACAUUUUUUUUUUUUUUUUUUUUUUUUUUCCAAAGCAGCGCAAGGGAGCGCCCAGCCGCGUGCAGGCGGACGCACCCUUCCUGUCCUUUGUUCCGGGGGCAUCUGCCGCUGCUCUUCCCCCCAAGUCCGAGUCUCUCCUCCCUGGGGUGGCGGGUAGCCGAGCGCAGCAAAGAAGAUGCCUUUGGAGCUGACUCAGAGCCGGGUGCAGAAGAUCUGGGUGCCCGUCGACCACCGACCCUCGUUGCCCAGAUCCUGUGGGCCGAAGCUGACCAACUCCCCGACGGUGAUUGUGAUGGUGGGCCUCCCAGCCCGGGGUAAAACUUACAUCUCCAAGAAGCUGACUCGCUACCUCAACUGGAUAGGUGUUCCAACGAAAGUGUUCAAUGUGGGAGAGUAUCGACGUGAGGCCGUGAAGCAGUACAGCUCUUACAACUUCUUCCGCCCUGACAAUGAGGAAGCCAUGAGAGUCCGAAAACAGUGUGCCUUAGCUGCCCUGAGAGACGUCAAAAGUUACCUGACAAAGGAAGGAGGACAGAUUGCAGUUUUUGAUGCCACCAAUACUACGAGAGAGAGGAGACACAUGAUCCUUAAUUUUGCCAAAGAAAAUGACUUCAAGGUGUUUUUUAUUGAGUCUGUAUGUGAUGACCCUACGGUUGUGGCCUCCAACAUCAUGGAAGUGAAAAUCUCCAGCCCGGAUUACAAAGACUGCAACUCGGCAGAAGCCAUGGACGACUUCAUGAAGAGAAUCAGUUGCUAUGAAGCCAGCUACCAGCCUCUGGACCCUGAUAAGUAUGACAGGGACUUGUCACUCAUCAAAGUGAUUGACGUGGGCCGGAGGUUCUUGGUGAACAGGGUGCAGGACCACAUCCAGAGCCGCAUCGUGUACUACCUGAUGAACAUCCACGUGCAGCCCCGUACCAUCUACCUGUGCCGGCAUGGCGAGAACGAGUACAACUUGCAGGGCAAGAUUGGAGGUGACUCAGGCCUGUCCGGCAGAGGCAAGAAGUUCGCCAAUGCCCUGAGCAAGUUCGUGGAGGAACAGAAUCUGAAGGACCUCCGUGUGUGGACGAGCCAGCUGAAGAGCACCAUCCAGACCGCAGAGGCCCUGAAGCUUCCCUACGAGCAGUGGAAGGCGCUCAAUGAGAUUGAUGCUGGUGUGUGUGAGGAACUAACCUACGAGGAGAUCAGAGACACCUACCCCGAGGAGUACGCACUGCGUGAGCAGGACAAAUACUACUACCGAUAUCCCACAGGCGAGUCCUACCAGGACCUUGUCCAGCGCCUAGAGCCCGUGAUCAUGGAACUAGAGCGCCAGGAGAAUGUGUUGGUCAUCUGUCACCAGGCUGUCCUACGCUGCCUACUAGCCUACUUCCUUGACAAGAGUGCAGAAGAGAUGCCGUACCUGAAAUGUCCCCUUCACACCGUCCUGAAACUGACACCUGUGGCGUAUGGGUGCCGUGUGGAGUCUAUCUACUUGAAUGUGGAAUCAGUGAGCACACACCGGGAGAGAUCGGAGGCUGUCAAAAUACAACACUUUGCCAGUGUAGUCAGACCUUCCUCUUACACCGAACUUGACUUUCUGUCUGUGGAGUCCGCAAAACAGGAUGCAAAGAAGGGACCUAACCCGCUCAUGAGACGCAAUAGUGUCACCCCACUAGCCAGCCCCGAGCCCACCAAAAAGCCUCGCAUCAACAGCUUUGAGGAGCAUGUGGCUUCCACUUCUGCUGCCCUGCCAAGCUGCCUGCCCCCGGAAGUGCCCACGCAGCUGCCUGGACAACCUUUGCUAGGGAAAGCCUGUUUACGAACUGUGUGUCACAUUUUUUCAAAGUUUUCUCCUUACUAACCUGGGAAAGAACAUGAAGAGCCCCUGGAGAGGCACCGACUCUUCCCAGAAGUAUUAAAGCUGAAAUAUGGGCUCCAUUCCACUUCUCCACAGCCUGCCUUGUGCCCGCUCAUCUACCCGAGGCCAAGUGAUCCCAAGGACUUCCCUACUGGGGAGAAUGGAGAUCUGCUGAUUGAAGAGUAGCAGCACCCCCCCUCCCCCAAGAUGUUGGGGUGGCAAAGACAACUGGGAAGCUGGACAGAUCCCAGCUUCCUGUGGCAAAGCUGCAUACCUCCCUGCCCUUUGUUCUCUUGCAACUUCCAGGGGUGUCUGACCACAGGCCCUUCCGAAGCUUGGGGAGGACUAUGGUAACAGAGAGGGUGGGAUCAGACCCCUAAGUGGAGGCACUGGACGCCACCGUGCUGUUUUGUUUCUUUGAAUCCUGGCCUGGCAUGUUGAUUGCUAGAAGAUAAGACUGGCAGAGACUUCUGAAAUUCAGAGUGCAUUAGACCCCGGUUGCCAGAGGCUCAGGGACGUUCAGAGACUCGUGUGGCUUUUAUGCAUCUUGGCCUGGGAGGAGGCCUCGAGAUAAGGGACUUGGGCACAUGCUGCAUUGGGUGUGGGGUUUCUUUUUCUGAGGAGUCUCUGUGCUGAGGUCCACUGGUCAGCUGAGCAAUAGCAUGUCCUGCUCUUCCUCAUGUUCACAUGCCUUCUAGGGCCCACAUUAAGGGACAGACUAGUUGCACCAUUGGAAAGAAGCAUUUUGCUGGAAACAAACAAACAAACAAACCAGGGCCCUUCUUCCCAGGGGCUCUGAGGCCUUCUGUUUUUCAACCUGGGCCUGGAGGCACCUGAGCAAACCCUGUGGCUAGCUGUUUUGCACUUUCCUUCCUUCCUUCCUUCCUUCCUUCCUUCCUUCCUUCCUUCCUUCCUUCCUUCCUUCCUUCUUUCCUUCCUCCCUUCCUUCUUUUGUUCCUUCCUUAACUUCUUUUUUCUUUUUUGGGCAGAGGUAUGAUGAAGGAACUUGGAUGGCAGGGUUUUGGCUCUUGGAGGCUUGGAGCUGCUGAAUGGGGGGAGUUGGAGUGUCUGUGAGAUGGGGAGGCUCAGAGCCUUCAACUCACAUUUCUCAAGAAGGGACGGUGGCCCAUUCCAGGCUGCUGGCUCACAGAAUUGUCCUCAUGUUUUGGCCAAGUGUCUGCUGCUGUAUGCCCGAUACCACCAAGCCAGGCAUCUCAAGGAGUUCCCAAGAGUAGACAGUUGUCCUUGUCAGCUUCCCAACGUCUGUGACAUUUUCGCAUGGGUUGAAAGCAGUGCUGCCAUAACUACCGGUUGUUUCUGUCUGCCUGUUUCUCCUCCUCCUUUAUCCACCCAAGUUCCAGGAAAGGAGAGGACAGCCUUAGCUGGGAAGAAACCAUUUGGAAGCUCAGUGAUUUUAGCCCAAAUGGCCCUUUAUAACGCUGCCCCAUAGCUGGUGCCAAAGGUCACUUUCUGCUUUCACCUUGGGAGUCCAGGGGUGACAUAAGGGCAUGCUUCAGAUGCUUUAUUUCCACAGCUAACCACUCAAGUGCUCAGCCCAGCCCACUAUCCUUUAAAUCUGUGGUUCACCAGAGAGAGGGCUAUAUACGCUUCUGAAGACUUGGACUGUUUUCUCUGAGUGGCUUGAUUCUUGACAAAGAUAUGUGCAGUGUAGACCCGUGCGGAGGUGUGUGCAGGCUCAUAGUACUUUUAGACCUGGAGGUCCGAAGUGUUGCUUUGGGAGGGGGACAGGAUUAUAAGUGUAGCCCGAAUGAGUGGCAAUCCUCCUGUCUCAGCCUCCUGAAAGUUAGCAUUAGGGUCAUAAGCAGGAGCCACCAUGCCUGGGAGUGUGGCUUUGUACUUGGAGGUGGUUUCUUAGAUGCUCCCUUCGGACCACAUCUACUCUGCAGUUACAGAGCCAACUCUUAGAGCAUGGAGACUCUCAAGGCUGACACAGGUAGCAGUGGGUCAUGUGUGACUAAAAGAGAAAGCUUUGCCCGGCGUGAUUUCACCUUCUCUGAGGCCUGUGAAUAAGAUGGGGCUCAGGAGAUCUUGAAGAGGGUGGAACAUGGCUUCAUUUGAAAGCCCGUGACUUGCUGGGGUGGGUGGCACCCAGAACUUCCGCUGUCCCACCCAAAGACAACAGAAUGAAAUGGGGACCAAUGUUUUUAACGUUGCAUAUUUGUUUUGAGGGUAAAUUUCUCCCCUUUCCUUCAACCAUGGGCAAUACCCUUCUUUGAUGGGGGAGAAGAAAAACUGUUGGAACCACACCAAUGAUAUUUUCAAUUGUAAUACUUGAAAUUUAUUUUUUUAUUAUUUUGAUAGCAGAUGUGCUAUUUAUUUAUUUAAUAUGUAUAAGGGAGCCUAAAACUAGAAAGCUGUACAGAUUGGGUUUAAUUGCUCAUUGGUUUGGGGCCUUUCAAUGUAUGGCUGAUGACUUCUUCGUGGUCUGUGUAAUUGUCUCUGUCAAUGACCUGGAAGAAGCUAUGCAAGCUUUUAAGCCUUUCAGAAAUUUGUAUAUUUUGCAGUUGCUAGAACAAUAAAAACUUGGUUGAGAUAUACCGACAAAACUCA